AUGAAGCUGGAGGUGUUCUCGCAGCAUUACGAGGACAAGCUGAGCUCCGGCAGCGACCAGGAAGGCAGCGGCUCCCUCUCCCCGGCGCCGGCAGACAGCGAGCUGGGCUCCGACGGCGACUGCGCCGCCAACAGCCCCGGCGGCGGGUCCGGGAGGACGGGGCGCCCCCCGCAGCAGCCCCCCGCGGCCCCUCAGCAGCCUCCGCCGCCGCCACCCCCGCCGCCGCCGCCCGAGAGCGCCAAGGGGAAGCCCUACACGCGGCGCCCCAAGCCGCCCUACUCCUACAUCGCGCUGAUCGCCAUGGCCAUCCGGGACUCCGCCGGGGGCCGCCUGACCCUAGCCGAGAUCAACGACUACCUGAUGAGCCGCUUCCCCUUCUUCCGCGGCGCCUACACGGGCUGGCGCAACUCGGUGCGCCACAACCUCUCGCUCAACGACUGCUUCGUCAAGGUGCUGCGCGAUCCGGCGCGGCCCUGGGGCAAGGACAACUACUGGAUGCUCAACCCCAGCAGCGAGUACACCUUCGCCGACGGCGUCUUCCGACGGCGCCGCAAGCGCCUGAGCCGCGCCGCCCCGCCGCCCGCCCGCCCCGUCGCCGCCCCGCCGCCACCGCCGCCGCCGCCGCCACCGGGGGAGGCGACCGGAGCGGGCUCCGCGUCCCCCGCUGCAACUGCGCGCCGGGCCCCCGGCGCUAAGAAGGAGGCGGCGACAGCGGGCGGCGCCGCCAAGUUCUCCAGCUCCUUCGCCAUCGAGAGCCUCCUCCGGAGGCCGCCGGGGCCCCGCGCCCCCCCGCAGCCUCCCCCGCAGCCCCACGGCCGCCUCGUGUGGCCGGCGCCCCCCGCGCCCCCGCCGCACCUGCUGGCCGGUCCCUACCCGCUGCUGCCCUACCCGGGGGCCGCGCAGCCCCCCCCCGCCGCCCUCUACGGGGGGGGUCUCCUGCAGCUCUGCGCCUACGGGCUGCCCGAGCCGCCGCCGCUGCUGCUGCACGGCGGGCGGCAGGCGCUGCCCCGCGGGGAGCCGUCGGGGGAGCGGCCGCCGGAGCCGCUCUUCCCCGCCGGCCUCCACAAAGGGGGCCGGGGGGGACCGCAGCCGGGGUCCCCGCUGUACGCCCCCCUCCGGGUGCAGCCGGCAGCCGGGGGCUCGGCCGCCUUCCAACCGUACGCCGUGGAGACCCCCCUGGCUUAA
Cygnus atratus (black swan) is the source of this 1185-nucleotide messenger RNA. RefSeq names its product forkhead box Q1 (gene FOXQ1). NCBI's taxonomy places the organism in Eukaryota, Metazoa, Chordata, Aves, Anseriformes, Anatidae. The transcript is spliced from 2 exons. Gene Ontology annotation, molecular function: DNA-binding transcription factor activity, RNA polymerase II-specific; RNA polymerase II cis-regulatory region sequence-specific DNA binding. Bases 1 to 1185 code for a protein of 394 amino acids. Gene Ontology annotation, biological process: regulation of transcription by RNA polymerase II; cell differentiation; anatomical structure morphogenesis. The record is from RefSeq and is a predicted model, not a curated record.